CGGUAUCGCCACACUUCGCAUCAUUACCGCCGUAACGUGCAAGCCAUUCAAUCCCUGCUCGACUCACAUCACCUGUGACUAACGCUCAAGAAUUCAAACUCGAGAAAAGAGGAGAGCAUUAUGUAUGCCAAAUAUUGCGCAGCUUUUAUUCUUGUCGUCGUGAUAGUCGGUCUCGUGGACGCUACCGAAAAUUACAUGGAUUACGGAGAAGAAAUGGCGGAAAAAGCACCCGCAGAGAAUAUCCAUGAGCUGUAUAAGCUCUUGCUACAACGCAAUGCGCUCGACAACGUCGGCUUCGGCGGCAUCCCGCUGGAACACUUGAUGAUUCGAAAGUCGCAGCGAUCGCCAUCGCUACGUCUUCGAUUUGGUCGUUCUGGGCAACACAUCUCCGCGGGAGCUCUGCCGAGACCCCUAGGCGCGGUGGCUGCGGCGGGAUACGACGACAACAAUUAAUCGGCGGAGCUGAUCCAGGGACAUCUUUCCGAUUUGUUUCUUGAUGAAAACGCGCGACCACCCUUUCUUGUACAAUAUAAAUUAUGUAUAAUUCA
Acromyrmex echinatior (Panamanian leafcutter ant) is the source of this 548-nucleotide messenger RNA. RefSeq lists its product as hypothetical. Lineage: Eukaryota; Metazoa; Arthropoda; Insecta; Hymenoptera; Formicidae. The record is from RefSeq and is a predicted model, not a curated record.